GUAGAAUUACUCAGAAGUAACCCUGUGUUUCAGAGAGAGAGUUCUAGCUACUGAUAGCAUUCUACAGCGGAACUCCAGAUAGGUUGAAGAUAAGAGCAACGGUUGUACUAUAGCUACUACUGUUCUGGCUGGAGUAUGGAUGACGCAAAGAACCGUUUGCAAGAGAUAUUCCAAGGGAGAGGGCUCCCCCUGCCUUAUUACCAUGUGAAAUCCUCGGGGCCUCCUAAUUGUCCAGUAGUCGAAUGCACGGUGACGGUGAAGUGUGCUGACGGCAGGCGACUCUGCGAGGUAGCGGAGGUUCGGGGCAAGAAGAAGGAAGCCGAGAAACUAGCAGCUAGAAAGAUGCUCCAGACGCUACAGGGAAGAGGAGGAGGGACUGCGGAGAGCCCGCCGCACCGCGGACCCUCCCUCUCUCCCGCAAACUCGCGACCUGCAGCGAGGACGCAGUUGGAGAGUGUGUCGGCAGCUGUGCACCCAACUCGCUGCUCCCCUCAUCGCUCCCCGUCUCCAGCAUCCCCCAGUCCCAGCGGGAAAAGUCCAGUCGCCGCUCUACAAGAACGACUACAAGCCGUGCAUCUAUCUCCGCCGACGUACAUCGAGACCAUCCCCGCGGCCCGGUCGUUCAGGGUCCGUUGCCAGGUGCAGGGAGGAGGGAAGAUUCCGGACCUCUCCACAGAGGGAGAGGGCAACAGCAAGAGCAGCGCAAAGGAGGCAGCGGCCAGGGACAUGCUGAGAAAGAUGGACAAGCGCGGUUCCAACAAACUAGUGACGGCCCCCGCGCCCCCGAGAGUCGCAAAACCAGUGACCCCCGAUCUUCCCAGAGCGGUGGAUGAUGACGUAGUGGCAUCUAAACUGGCCUCUUUGUCCCCGAAAUACCACUUCUGGAGUUCUCAUGGAGAGGCGAAGUCGGUAUGUUGUGUAGCGAGCGUGGAUGGAGUAGGGGGUGUGUCCUACCCAAUUACUGGACAUGGCUGGGGAGAGAAUGAGAGAGCUGCUAGGGACCAAGCCAACAACUGUCUUCUGACCAAUGUCAACACACUCUCAAACAGUUAGGAUGGAACUUUGCCAUGUACAACACAGGGCUUCACAAUCAUCUGCUGCAGGAUCAAACUCAAAUCGCCACGUUUUCUUACGUUC
This is a messenger RNA of Geodia barretti, 1137 nucleotides long. Lineage: Eukaryota; Metazoa; Porifera; Demospongiae; Tetractinellida; Geodiidae. The record is from the annotation of a GenBank genome assembly.